GUUUACAGGAGGCAGCUGAUACUAAAGCAGAAAAUGUAACAUCUUGAAGCCCUCUUUCAUGAAAACAGUCCUCACUGAGCCCUUGCUGCCUCUGAGUCCAGCUCCAGUUCUUUCAUGGUUGGAACUGUCCGGCUCAUGAUCACUGGUGCCAUGGGAGCGGUGCGGGUCAACAGAUACAGCAUUGUAGCCACAGAUGAAGACGCUGUACAGAUUUCGACCCUGGGGCUUUACAAUGGCCACAGUCCUGUGACUCAGCACACACUGACAGAGGGCUGUGUGGCUGCUGUGGAUGGGGAGGAUGGAGGCGACUGUUCAGACACUGAAGAGCCCCGUGGCGCUCUGUCUCUUAGGGUACCAAAUGAGCCAGUGUCCCACAGCUGUCGGGGCUCCCCCUCAUGUCGCCUGGGCCUGGAUCUCAGCACCGGACGCCUCCGCAGCAGAUUUGUGAAGAAAAAUGGACAGUGCAACGUGGUGUUUAACAACAUGGAAGACAAGCCCAGACGAUACUUGGCAGACAUUUUCACCACAUGUGUGGACAUACGCUGGCGAUACCUGCUGCUCAUCUUCACCACCACCUUCCUCUUGUCAUGGCUGCUGUUCGGGCUGGUCUUCUGGGGUGUGUCCUUGGCUCAUGGGGACUUUGACCUUCACCUCCCACUGAAGGACGGGGACAGUUCGGAGCAGGUGCAGCAAGAGUGGAGGCCAUGUAUCCUCCACAUACAGGGCUUUGUUGGGGCUUUCCUUUUCUCCAUUGAGACCCAGACCACUAUUGGCUACGGUUUCCGCUGUGUGACUGAGGAGUGCCCCAUCGCUGUAGUGACUGUUGUAAUUCAGUCCAUUAUAGGCUGUAUUAUAGACUCCUUUAUGAUAGGCACCAUCAUGGCCAAAAUGGUGCGGCCUAAGAAGCGAGCACAGACCUUGCUAUUCUCACAUCAUGCUGUGAUUGCUCUGAGGGAUGGUAAAUUCUGCCUCAUGUGGCGUUUGGGAAACAUGAGAAAGAGCCACAUCGUGGAGGCUCAUGUCCGAGCACAGCUCAUCAGGCCCCACGUCACCGCAGAGGGGGAGUACCUCCCACUGGAGCAAACAGACAUUGAUGUAGGAUAUGAUGAAGGGCUUGAUCGAUUGUUUCUAGUUUCACCUCUGGUGGUGGUCCAUGAAAUCAACAAGAGUAGUCCUUUGUACAAUUUUAGCUGUUCUGAUCUGCAGAAGCAGGACUUUGAGAUUGUGGUCAUUCUGGAGGGCAUGGUGGAGGCCACAGCUAUGACCACUCAAGCCCGAAGCUCCUAUUUGGCCAAAGAGAUCCUGUGGGGUCAUCGAUUUGAGCCUGUGGUCUUUGAGAAAGGUGACCGCUAUCACGUGGACUACUCUCGCUUUCACAAGACGUAUGAAGUGCCCUCUACGCCCCAAUGCAGUGCUAGGGAGCUGAGCCGGAGAAGAGGCCGGGCCAGCCAGUCUUCCUCCUCCUCUUCCAGCUGCUCACACACACAUUCACCUUUUGCCCCAAAGGCAGCGCGCCGCCUGCUGGGCACGCACUCCCCCAGCGCCUUCUGCUAUGAGAACGAGGUGGCUCUGUGCUCUGGGGACGAUGACGAGGAUCCAGAUGUAAAAGAGAGAGGAAUCCUGAGAGACAAGCUCCGGCCGGUCUGUAAGGAUACAGUACUGCAGCAGCAGACAGUGGAGAUGCUGUGCAUGCUGGACUCAGAUAAUCAGAUGAGUAUCGGCCGACUGCAGCCCACUCUGCCUUUAUACAUUAGCAGAGAGUCUGGAGUUUAA
Molecule: messenger RNA, 1773 nt
Organism: Boleophthalmus pectinirostris (great blue-spotted mudskipper)
Lineage: Eukaryota; Metazoa; Chordata; Actinopteri; Gobiiformes; Gobiidae
Product: ATP-sensitive inward rectifier potassium channel 12-like
Exons: 3
Coding region: 115-1773 (552 amino acids)
Biological process (GO): regulation of monoatomic ion transmembrane transport; potassium ion import across plasma membrane
Cellular component (GO): plasma membrane
Molecular function (GO): inward rectifier potassium channel activity
Source: RefSeq, a predicted model, not a curated record